GGUGGAAACCCACCAUAACUCCGCGGAGGGGGUUAUUGGUGUGUGUGUGUGGGGGUGGGACCAUGGAAGAAAAGCUCCAGGCGCAUCAGGUGGAGAUCGACCCGGAUUUCGAGCCGCAGAGCCGACCCCGGUCCUGCACUUGGCCUCUCCCGCACCCUGACUUCGCGGCGGAGGAAGAGGAUGGGGUUUCGGCAGGGGGACCCCCGGCUCUGGCAGCGCCAACGGGUACCGGAGAAGGAGCUGAGAACACGGUGGCCCAGGUGGAGCGCAGAGCCGCUGCUGCAGCCCCCCUGCCACCCCCUGGCACGGACAUCGGGCAGCUCCGCAAAGCCAAGACGUCCCGAAGGAACGCUUGGGGUAACCUCUCCUAUGCCGACCUCAUCACCAAAGCCAUCGAGAGCUCGCCUGAGAAGCGCCUCACCCUCUCCCAGAUCUAUGACUGGAUGGUGCGAUACGUCCCCUACUUUAAGGAUAAAGGAGACAGCAACAGCUCCGCUGGAUGGAAGAACUCCAUCCGGCACAACCUCUCCCUGCACACCCGCUUCAUCCGCGUGCAGAACGAGGGCACUGGCAAGAGCUCCUGGUGGAUGCUGAACCCCGAGGGGGGCAAGACGGGGAAGACGCCCCGCCGGCGGGCAGUCUCAAUGGACAACAACAGCAAGUUCCUGCGGAUCAAGGGCAAGGCCAGCAAGAAGAAGCAGCUGCAGGUUACACAGGAGCGUGGGGAGGACAGCCCUUCCUCCCAGCAAGCCAAGUGGUCAGAGAGCCCCGCGUCCCACGCCAGCGACGAAUACGAUGCCUGGGCGGACUUCAGGACACGGGCCAACUCUACGACCAGCACGCUGAGUGGGCGCCUGUCGCCUAUCAUGUCCAACCAUGAGCCGGACGAGCUAGAGGAGGAUGACGGAACGCCCUCCUCUCCGCUGAUGUACCCCAGCCCCUCCAGCACCAUGUCUCCUUCCCUCAACGCCCGCUGCUCCGUGGAGCUGCCCCGGCUGACCGACCUGACAGGCACCAUCAGCCUGAACGAGAGCCUUGGGGAGAGCAUGCUGGAGGAUCUGCAGGAUGGCUACACCAUGAGCCCUUCACAGCAGCUCCCUCCGGCCGCCCUGCGGCAACGGAGCUCCAGUUUCACUUUCAACUCCAAGUGCUCCAGCAUGGGGGCUGCCACCAACACCUACUGUGGGACUAUCUACAGCCAACCGGCCAUGAGCCUCAUGCGUCGCCUGCCCAUGCAGACCAUCCAGGAGAACAAGCAAGCCACCUUCUCGCCCGUCAGCUCCUACAGGAACGCCUCGCUGCAGGACCUGCUCUCCUCCAUCUCCUACGCGCACAAGGAGAGCAUGGUCCCGGGGGACCUGCCCCUGCCGCAGGCCAGCCCCAUGGUGCCGGCCCGUGGCCACAGACACAACCCGCUGCUCUGCGGGAAUGGGGAGCAGGGUUUGUCCUCCUACCCGUCCCACUCGGGCUCUCUCAUGAAGAGCAACGCUUUGUACCACCCGUCACCAGCCGGUCACCACCCUGCGGUCAACACCAGUGCCUUAGCUAAUCCUGUCAGCCUUAUGAGCUUGCCCAGUGACACGUGCAGCGUGACAGCCAUGCCGCACCACGGGCACCUGCAUUCCUACGCUAAUAACCAAGGGGCACACAUGAGCUUGCUGGAUUCGCUGCAGGGCCCCUACCCGGGGGCCGUCCACCCCCCCGUGUUGGGUCAAGACAGGUUCCCAGCAGACCUGGACCUGGACAUGUUCAACGGGAGCUUGGAGUGCGACGUGGAGUCCAUCAUCCUGAAUGACUUUAUGGACAGUGAUGAGAUGGACUUCAACUUCGACUCGGCUCUCCCGCCGCAGAACGGGCUCAACGUGCCCGCGCUGCCAGGGGGUCCGCAGCCCACGAACCAGAGCUGGGUGCCUGGGUGACGCCCGCCCCAGGGGAACAUUGAAGCCACGAGGGGAACGUUGAGACUAACUUUUUUUUUUCCUUUCUCUUCUGCCUUUGUUUGUUAAGAUGGGCCAGAGCCAUCGGUCUGAGCUUGAGGUCAAACACGAAACACAAACCAUAGGGUCAACUACUGGGACGGGGUAGGGCCCUCAGCCCCCAUGCGUGCCCGAUCUGCUGAGUCCUCCUCUGAGCAUCCUCUGGAGGAUAGAGGGUGGGAGAGGGAGCUGGAGCCAGGCGGGUCCAGGGCAGGGAGUGGGAAGGGAAAGCCUUUCCAGGCAGUCCCAGUGCCCUGCUGUGAUGGUGCUGGUUUGAUUCGUCCUUGAGCUGGGUGACAAAGCGGUGACGGCUGGUGGUGUAGGAAUCCCCUGCUGGGCAUCCCUUACUGGAAAGGGACCCUUUGCUCUGAGCCACCUCAGGAAAUGAGUCCUCUGAGUAAAAGUAUCAGGAGCGGAGACUGUGCCCAGGGCAAGAGGGGACUUGGUACCCCUAAAUCCUGGUGGAGACCGGAGCUCUGCCAAGCCCACACGCCUGAGCCACCUCCGUUGCAGGUCUCCUUGCAUGAGUGCAGGUGGGUUUUCUUACCAAGCGGAGCUGGUGAUGGAGGGAUGCAAUCUGCAGCCCCGGGGACAGCAUCUCCACAGCCCGCGUGCCCACAGGUGCCUGGAAGUGCUACGGUCACUCUGCCUGAAGUGGGUGUGCACAUGCUUUGGCUUGGGAGGUCCUGCUGCAGGGAUGUGCUGCUGGGAUGGGUCCCCCAUGCCAGAGGCUCCCGGGAAGCUCACAAGGUCAGGGAGGGGGGGGCGUAUUUAUUUGAUUUCAUGCACUCUUUUGCCGUUAAGUUUUUGCAUCAGAAGGAAGACGAAGUUGAGCUUAAGGAGGGAAGGAGAGAGGUUGUGGGCAAUGCUGAGGGCUGCCCAUUGUGCAUCUUGUCUUGGUGUUGGAUGAUGGGGGGAUGUCUUCAGGCAGGGGAUGUGUGUGUGUGAAGAAGGGAGGGGUGCGAUGGCCACAGUUGACACACGCUGCUUCCCCUGCAUGCAGAGCUCAGAGAGGUGUUGCGCGGUUCACAGCUGGGGCUGGGGGGCUCCUGGGGGGCUGCAGGUUGUUUCAGGAGUGACUCCAGGAGCAGCCAGCAUGCACCUAGAGGAUCACUGCCUGUCCCCAAGAUGACAGGAGAGCUGGUCUGGAGGGGUGGCAGUAAGAGGAGUCAGUCUGGUACACCCACCCGCCCCGAAGCUUCAUGGGGAUGGGGAUCACCUUUCACAUGCGGUCCUGGCGUGCGUUGGGAGCUACACCCGCCUCAGAUCCUCUGCCGUCCUGCACAGCUCGGACGAGAGCAUUGUGCUCUGCUGGGCAGGAGUGAGCCAGGGACCCUCUGCCAUCCUGCACAGCUGCCCACUGCGGGGUUUUGGAGUGGCGCAGGUAGGCGGACUGAUGAACGGCUGGUCCAGAGGAGAUGGCAGGGCUGGGAGGAGACAGUGGGAGCUGCUGCUCUGUCCCACAGGGCUCUGUGCCACAGACUUUCUCUAACACCCAUGCCCCUGGGUUGCAGCAAGGGUCAGUCCACUGAAGCAGCCCUUUUUCCCAGCCCACCUCUUCCCUUCUUGCCUCAGCACCACCUCCUCCACCAUGGUGUGGGCACUGGGUCCCACCGUGCCACAGGGGAAGCCAGGGCAGGAUGGGACCCCGGGUUGGGCACCUCCUGCUCCUCUCCUGACCCAUGUGUCCACGGUGAAAUGUGACAGAGGAGCCCCUUGUGCCACUGUUCACCUUCGCCCUGGGCAGAGUCUCUACAAGACAUUCUUACAGGUUAAUUAAUUAUGUUUACAUUAUUUGAUCAUGUACAGAAUUUAAUAUAUUCUAUUAUAUAUAAUCUUUUUUGAAUGCUUUUUUUUUUUU
Molecule: messenger RNA, 3837 nt
Organism: Cuculus canorus (common cuckoo)
Lineage: Eukaryota; Metazoa; Chordata; Aves; Cuculiformes; Cuculidae
Gene: FOXO6
Product: forkhead box O6
Exons: 2
Coding region: 63-1919 (618 amino acids)
Biological process (GO): regulation of transcription by RNA polymerase II
Cellular component (GO): nucleus
Molecular function (GO): RNA polymerase II cis-regulatory region sequence-specific DNA binding; DNA-binding transcription factor activity, RNA polymerase II-specific
Source: RefSeq, a predicted model, not a curated record